This is a messenger RNA of Lobosporangium transversale, 1617 nucleotides long. RefSeq names its product acyl-CoA dehydrogenase/oxidase. Gene Ontology annotation, cellular component: mitochondrion. The transcript has 3 exons. Gene Ontology annotation, biological process: medium-chain fatty acid catabolic process; fatty acid beta-oxidation. Gene Ontology annotation, molecular function: medium-chain fatty acyl-CoA dehydrogenase activity; flavin adenine dinucleotide binding. Bases 110 to 1366 code for a protein of 418 amino acids. Lineage: Eukaryota; Fungi; Mortierellomycota; Mortierellomycetes; Mortierellales; Mortierellaceae. The record is from RefSeq and is a predicted model, not a curated record.
CUCCAUUUAUUCAUUGUAUUCCUCUCUUCACUUCACUUUUUUCUUUCUUUUUCUUUUUUAUCCUUGUCCUCUUGUCUCCAUUCCUACCAAAUAUCAUACAUUAUACAGAAUGCUUCGCUCUGCUUCUUCCGCUAUCCGUCGUGUUGCCGCCAUCAAGGCCCCUGCCCAGAUGAUGGCUGCUCGCUCGUUCUCGACCUCAAUGGCCCAACACAACAUCUCUUUUGCUCUCAAUGAUGAUCAGCGCGCCAUUCAGGAACUCGCUCGCAAGUUCACUGAGGAUGAGAUCAUCCCUGUUGCAGCUCAUCACGAUCGUACAGGCGAAUAUCCUACUGAGUUGAUCCGCAAGGCAUGGGAACUCGGACUUGUGAACACUCACAUUCCUCAAGCCUACGGUGGUCUUGGCCUCGGUGUGUUUGAUGGUGCUUUGGUUUCCGAGGAGCUGGCUUAUGGAUGCUCUGGUAUCCAGACAGCUAUUGAGGCCAACGGUUUGGCUGAGGCUCCUCUCAUGGUCGCCGCUAGCGAUGAACAGAAGAAGAAGUACUUGGGAAGAAUGACAGAGGAGCCUCUCAUGGCUGCCUAUUGUGUUACUGAACCAGGCGCAGGAUCAGACGUGGCUGGAUUGCAAACUAAGGCUGUCAAGAAGGGAGACAAGUGGGUCAUUAAUGGACAAAAGAUGUGGAUUACCAAUGGAGGAAAGGCCAAUUGGUACUUUGUUCUUGCCAAGACUGAUGCUAACGCCAAGGCUGGCAGUGCAUUCACUGGCUUUAUUGUCGAUGGUAACUCCAAGGGCAUUACUGUCGGUCGUAAGGAGCAGAACAUGGGUCAACGUGCCAGUGAUACCCGUGGAAUCACCUUUGAGGAUGUUGAAGUCCCUCAUGAGAACGUCUUGGGAGCUGUUGGUCAGGGAUUCAAGAUUGCCAUGGGAGCUUUCGAUAUCACACGCCCUCUCGUCGCUGCUGGUGCAGUUGGUCUUGCACGCCGUGCCAUGGUCGAGGCUACCAAGUACGCUGUCGAUCGCAAGACAAUGGGCAAGGCUAUCAUUGACCAUCAGGCUGUGAGCUUUAUGAUUGCAGAUAUGGCUAUUGGUAUUGAAGCUGCCCGUAACAUGGUCUGGAAGGCUGCUUGGCUCAAGGACAAUGGUCAUCGCAACACUUGGGAGGCCUCGAUUGCCAAGGCUCUUGCCUCAGAUGUCGCUGUCAAGUCUGCUUGCGAUGCUGUCCAGGUCUUUGGAGGUGCAGGAUUCAACACUGAAUAUCCUGUCGAGAAGCUUUACAGAGACUCCAAGAUCUUCCAAAUCUAUGAGGGCACAUCUCAAGUCCAGAGACUGAUCAUUGGCAAGGGUGUUGUUGACCGUGUCACCAAGUAAAAGAAAGAUAAUAAUAAUAAAUCCAUGUAUCCAUAGAAUUCUAGAAUAAAGUAUGUGAAGGAAUGAAUUACUUUUUAGUGGCUUCGGAGAGGGCUUUAUCGAGGAGCUCCUUGUAAUUGAUUUCACCAUUGUCGUCAUCCUCAACGGCUCGAUAAUGAACUCUUAUGUAUACCAAGAGCUUGGAGCGUUUGAAAGCUUUGCUGGCAUGAUGCAGUCAUUGUUGUCCAUUUCAUACACAAAAGAAAAUGAGA